This is a messenger RNA of Coniophora puteana RWD-64-598 SS2, 1986 nucleotides long. RefSeq lists its product as uncharacterized. Lineage: Eukaryota; Fungi; Basidiomycota; Agaricomycetes; Boletales; Coniophoraceae. Bases 1 to 1986 code for a protein of 661 amino acids. The transcript has 6 exons. The record is from RefSeq and is a predicted model, not a curated record.
AUGGAUUCGGCCGUUUGUGAAGCGUACGAAGCUGAGCUACGAGAAACACUGAACGUUUCUGAACCUCGACUUUCCGAGAGACUAUCAAACGUCUUCGCGAAGAUGGAAACAUUUGACCUAGGUGACGAUUAUAUCUUUACCGCUAUAUGCACUCUGUCGGACAUGGUCGCGCCGGGAUCCACAACAGUCCCGAACAUAACUUGCAAGGCACGGACUCCAUUCCAUAGUGCUUGUGUCAAUAAUGGACUCGUCGAACUUGUGCUCAACAUCAUCCUCGUUCCUUGGGGAAUGCUGCCAAGCUCCACGCCUCGUCCGUUUAGCUGUAUGACACAGUGGCAAGCCUGGGGCUUGCUAGUCAAACUCGUACGCUUUGGUGAUAUCCAGGAGCGUAGUCAUGUCCUAGAUAAGCUCAUGGAGGGAGAUAUCAUCUCAAUCUGCUUGAGCCAGCUGAAGCUUACCGGCCUUCGGCUGCCAGACAACGCGCCACCCGAAUCGUUUCUAACGGAGAGGAUCUCGGCGAACACUGCCGGUGAGAUUCUUCGGUCGCUUUAUAACCUUGCAUUGCAAGAUCCAAACGAAACGUCCGAUCAACUGAACGAUCCAGAGACACUAUGGCAAUUCUGCCAGGAAGAGGUGACCUUCGACGAUCCAUGGAAUGACACUGACGAAUCUCGAAGUCUCAUGUCGAGCCGGAUAUUUGGAAAUGUACAGUGCGCUGGUUUAGAUGCCGCCCGGAUUCUCUUGACUAUGGAUCCAUACCCCUCUCAGCAUCGGUAUCUCGAGGUUCUAAAACAACAGCCACAUGUCAUUGAUCUGCUACUGGAGUGCAUUCUACUCGAGCAUCCGGACGGCUUCCCGGAGAGUUCGGCACCGUUCUUAGCCAGCGAGAACCUCUGUGCUUUCUUCAGAUGGCCUUCCUACUUGGUCCCCGGCGUCUCCACUCCAGCUGAUAAGGCUUAUAGUACAAAAGACCGGAAAGCGCUGGUUCAAUCGAUGCAGAUGCUUACAUCUCAUGUAGACUGGGCAGAGCGGAUUGUCGAGGCAUGGAUGAAGAGCGAGCCAAGCACGGAAGACAACGAGAGGAUACAGAGCAACAUAUCUGCAGUCAUAUCCUUGUAUGGUGAUUCAAAGCCCCCCUCCAGAAAGGAGAUAUUUGUCAGGAGGGUUAUGGGGAUCGGUCGCUGUCGCAUCUCACUUCUCCGUCUCAUUUCAAUCAUAAGCUACAAUGCCGACGGUGCCGGAGUCAGAAACGUGGAUAUCUACUCCUUGCUUCCGAUCACAUAUUGUGCAUGCCACAAGAGCAAUGAUCCAAACAAGUGGUUAACCGAAGCUUGUGACUGGCCUAUCUGGGCACCACUCAAAGAGAAGUACGAAAGAGAGUUUGACCCUUUUUAUGUCGCCCCCGAGACUCUCCAAGGACCUGUAGCAUUCGCACGCCUCUUAGUUGUGCUGGCCCAGAGAAACGCUCUCGACAGCACUCAGAUGCUUCAAAAGGCGCCAGCAGAUUUGUCUACCGCAACGUCCCUUGCCCAAAUAAAACAUACAACGCAUCCAGACAUCAUCACUCGAUUCUUCCACGUGUCGUUCUUCCGGUUAGACGAGGCUCUCAAGAGAGGCAGAACACUCAUGAAAGAUCUCGACCGCACAGGAAAACCUGACUCUGGACUUCUCUUCGCGAGUGCGGCAGAGCUUGCUGCGGCAAUGGUCACAUUCGAUGAUUGCACGGGAGGAGCGUAUACGUCAGAAGCACUAUCUGGAGCUAGAUUCAUGCUCGCGCUGCUCCUGUCGUUCGUCACUGAGGUUGCUAUGAAGCGACACAGAUACCGACGAGCGUACUUCUGCUCUCUCGCGGCAGUUAGCGCAGCUGAAAGCAUUCCCCCAGACAACAAUCCUCCCGAUGGUUGGGCAGAAGAUCUCGUUGAGCUCAAACGCCAAGCUCGGGCGGCCAAACUCGCGUUUGAGAAGAGCAAUGACGUAAGCUGCUAA